Molecule: messenger RNA, 2069 nt
Organism: Anthonomus grandis grandis
Lineage: Eukaryota; Metazoa; Arthropoda; Insecta; Coleoptera; Curculionidae
Product: acyl-CoA Delta-9 desaturase-like
Exons: 6
Coding region: 202-1266 (354 amino acids)
Biological process (GO): unsaturated fatty acid biosynthetic process
Cellular component (GO): endoplasmic reticulum membrane
Molecular function (GO): stearoyl-CoA 9-desaturase activity; iron ion binding
Source: RefSeq, a predicted model, not a curated record
AAAACAUCAGGACGCAGCCGCGGGACGCAAUGCAUGGUUGAGCUGCGUCAGCUGGGCCAAUUUCUUUUCAACACGUCUUUUAAACGGUAAAAUUAAAUAAGAAGUGAACCAAAUUACUCAGUAAUAAAAGUUACUUAUCGCAGGUUAUCAUCUGAGUGAUACCAAGGAAACUUACCAGGGAUUGUGUGAUUAGGAAAAACCAUGGCACCACGUCCAAAAGAAAAACAAACUAUCGCGGACCUGUCCACCGGUCCUCUAAACGAAUUCGAUGACAUCACCACUGAUAAAAUUCCCCAGGAAGCUUACCAACCGGAUGACAGGCCCGCCCAAAUAGUCUGGAGAAACGUUGCUGUAUUUGUUGCCCUGCACCUCAUUGCUUUGUAUGGACUAUACAACUGUUUCACUAGCGCUAAAUGGGCUACAGUCGGUUAUGGAUUUCUCAUGUACCAUCUGGGAGCUUUCGGCAUUACUGGCGGUGCUCAUAGAUUAUGGUCCCACAAGUCUUACAAAGCUAAAUGGCCGUUGAAACUGAUCUUGGUUGUAUGUCAAACCAUCGCUCACCAGAACUCCGUAAUCGAAUGGGCCAGAGAUCAUCGAGUUCACCACAAAUUCCAAGAAACAGACGCGGAUCCUCACAAUGCUAAAAGGGGCUUCUUUUUCUCUCAUAUGGGAUGGCUUUUGUGCAAGAAACACGAUGAGGUUAAAGUGAAGGGCAAGGGAGUAGAUAUGUCUGACCUUUAUGCUGAACCUUUGUUGAGAUUCCAACACAAAUACUUCAUGAUGCUAAUGCCCCUCAUAUGUUUCAUACUUCCCACCAUAAUCCCGAUGGUGCUCUGGGGAGAAACGUACUUAAAUGCCUUCUCGUUGAACAUCCUUAGGUACAUUUGCUCCCUACACGGAACUUGGUUGGUAAAUUCGGCGGCUCAUAUGUGGGGAUGGAGGCCUUAUGACAAAUAUAUCAGCUCAGUAGAAAACCGUUUCGUUUCCUUCUUCGCCAUCGGUGAAGGCUGGCACAACUUCCACCACACCUUCCCGUGGGACUACAAAGCGGCCGAGUUCGGCAAAAUCAACCUCACCCUUUCCAUCAUCAACUUCUUCGCGAAAAUCGGCUGGGCCUACGAACUGAAAACGGUAUCCAAAGAUAUGAUCGAGAAACGCGUUUUGAGAACCGGGGACGGUAGCCACGAGAUUUGGGGAUGGGGCGACAAGGACCAAACCGAAGAAAACUACCAGUCGGCCGUCAUUUAUAAUAAGAAAGAUGAUUAAUUAACCUUUUUUUUUCAUUUUAACAUAAUUGUGGUAGUAAAGUCGUGUAGUAGUUGCUGUUAUUGUAAUCACUUUACGCUUAGGCUCGUAAGUGCUGACUUUGGCCUCUCAGUAAAGUUUUCUCUGAAUUUCUAAAUUGGGAUUUCAGCAAAAGCAUUUAAAGUACAGGGUAAUUUUCUUGCAUUGAAUUGUCCUAACAAUUUAAUUUUUUUACUAACAAAAAAAUUUCUUUUUGACGUACUACCUCUUUCUUAAUUUAUAAUUAAAAUAAAUUUAACAAAGCACAUGUGAUCGGAAUAUUUUUACAACAUAUUCUUCUUACUUCGUAAGUAUAAAACUUUUUUUUUAUAUUGUUUUAUUUAUGCCCAUAUAACUUUACAAAAAGUCUAAAAGAUGUUACUAAUUAAGCACAAAAUUCUAUUUCAUUAAGGCAUAAUCUAUGUUGUUAAGCUAUAAAAUCAAAAAAUCUAUUUAACAGCCAAAGUUCUCGAGUUAAGGUAAAGUUCGCACCCACUAUAGUGUCUAAUAGUUUAUUAUAAAAUAAAUAUUCUGUCAGUUUAAUUAAAUAGCUAUGAUGUGUUUAUUAUUUAUUUCUUUUCAUACAGCUUGGGUAUAUUGGACUGACUUGUUUUAUGAGUAUCUCCUUAAUUUAUUAAAACUUUUUUAGUCGUAUACAACCGCUUAAAAUUAUUGUUACGUGAGUAGAUAACUUUAGCAAAGUUGUAACUUACUCAUAACCUUAAAGUAUUAGCUGAUGUAUUGUGAGCUGCUUAUCCUAAAUAAAUGUUGUGUGACAGCAUCAA